UUCUUUAUCCAAAUCCCAUCUCAUACCCCCGUUUUCUUUAUCUCUCGCCCUCAGGAUGGACCACCUGGCCACGCCCCAGAGGUACCCGGAUGAACUGUACCACAACAUGACGUGGGAGGCUUACCGUCAGCCGGAGGACGAGUCGGAGAUAGCGAAGAUGUCCCGAGGAGUAGCCACAUCGAUCGCGGUCCUGUUCAUCGGCUACAUGAUCCUGGGCCUCACGGGGAACUUCCUGACGAUCCUUGCCCUCCUGCGGUGCCCUCGGGUUCGGAACGUCACGGCAGCUUUCAUCAUCAGCCUGUGCGUGGCGGAUUUCUUGUUCUGCGUGCUGGUCCUGCCGUGGGAGGUGUCGCGGUUCCUGGCCGGGAAGUGGAUUUGGGGCGACGGCUGGAUCUGCACGCUGUUCCCGCUGCUCAGAUACUGGAAUGUGGCCGUGUCUCUGCUCUCGAUCGCUAUGAUUACCAUUAACAGGUACAUAAUGAUAGCCCACUUUAGCGUCUAUAAGUCCGUGUACAGGAAAGGUUGGAUCGCCCUUAUGAUCGCCUUCUGCUGGGUCUUCGCCUUCGUCAUGCUGCUGCCGACGCUCCUGAAGAAGUGGGGGAGGUUCGGCUUCGACGCCCGCCUGCAGACGUGUUCGAUCCUGGACGACAACAAUAAAUCCCCGAAGCAGGUGUUGUUUGGGAUCGGAUUCUGCGUUCCGGCCAUCAUCAUCGUCAUCUGUUACUCGCUUAUAUUCUUCGUUAUUCACAAAUCCGAGAUGAGGAUGCGGCACCACAGCACCCGCGGCAUGAACGGGGCGCACUCGGGGCCUCCUCUCCAGAGUCAAGUCAGAGGCACGGGAAAGAUGGAACGCGAAGCCCGGAGGAGAAGGAACGAAUGGAGAAUUACGAAGAUGGUGCUUAUCAUCUUUAUCGCUUUCCUGGUGACGUACCUGCCCAUUACCCUUGUCAAGAAUUUGGAUAAGAAGGUGAACUAUCCAGGUCUUCACGUCCUCGGCUACGUCCUUAUCUACAUUUCGUCUUGUAUCAACCCGGUCAUCUACGUCAUCAUGAACAGGCAGUACAGACAAGCUUACAAGACCGUCCUCCUGUGCAAGCGUCCUCGGCUGCCGUCGCUUACGUCAUCGCAUUCAGAGUUGCCCAAAGGGUCGGCGAGUCGCAGGUUUGCCUCAUCAAGGUGCAGUAGUUGCAUGUCUCAGGGCUCGCUCGGGGGCAGCGCGAGGGUGACGCCCCCCCAGCAUGACCUCGGCCGCCCUCGCCCGCUGUCCUUGCAUGAUGACCUUUGCCUUCGUAAAAAGCAGCCGUUCCGUUCUAGGCUCCUGGGCUCCGCGACGCCCAACACCCGCAGCGUGGAGAUGGUGUCCCUGGACGGGUCCAGGACGCUCGAGUCUUUCAGGUCCAGCCACGUCCUGAGGGGCGGCGCCAAGACCAGGUGCCCCGCGUGCCAGGCCAGGAGGAGUACCCAGACCAGCUCCCUCAGGAAUACCCCGAGGAUCUCCUUCUUCAACUCGGACUUCGGGGGACGCAAGCUCAGCAGGGACGAGUGCCAGGACCUCGAGUGCAAUUCCAAGGCCUUCCUCGACCACCUCCUGAAGGUGGAGGCCUCCUCGAGCACCGAAACCCCCUCGUCGUCGAGAUCGCACAGCCCGAAGGAAUCUAGGAAGCGGGAAAAGGAAGAAAACGUAAGGGAAGCGAGCGACGAUAGUAAUCACGAGUUCAAGGAAGACAAAGUCCUUCCCUCCGACGCCACUCGCGCCCCGCCGACCGCCACCCAGGAGCCAGAGCCACGGAGGCUCAGCCAGGGAGAGACCGCAGACCCAGCGCCCGAGGGAAAGACCGCAAUACCCGUCCCUCCAGCCAAGACACACAGAUACUCCACGACCUCCUCGGACUCGAACUCAGACGCGACCUCCCCCUCGAGCAGCGGCGAGACGAGGGACCAAACCGCCUCCUCUGCCUCGCCCUCGUCCACGGAAUCGAGCCUCAGCGACGUCGGCCGAGCAGAGGUCCUCAUCCGCCCCAAGAACGCCGACGUCUCCAGCGACCUCCUGGCGGAAGUCAACCGGGGAAUCUACGACAAGCACGCUUCGUGGGCGCCCUGGGUACCUGACCUCUACCCUACCAUUAGCGAAGACAAAUCCAUUAGCAAAACCAGCUCCAUUAGUGAAGACAAAUCCAUUAGCAAAACCAACUCCAUUAGUGAAGACAAAUCCAUUAGCAAAACCAACUCCAUUACCGAAGACAAUUUCAUUAGCGAAGACAAAUCCAUUAGCGAAACAGAAACGCAUGACCGAAACGGGGCACCGGAGAAUGUGCAUGAUGGGACUAACGAAUUGCAUGACGGCUGUAUAGAAGGCUAUGAUAAUUUGAGUUACGUGGACUAGUCUGAUCUGGCCUUUGCAUGACUAACCUGAUAAGCUAACGAGCGAGGGAAGGCCAGGAACAGGGCAGCGGUUGAGGAGCUGAAUGACAAGACGCUCAUGUCACAAGUGUCCCUGUCUGACGCAGCUGCCAUGCCCGAGUGUCAUGAGCUGCCGGAGGUCUUCGUCGACAAAUAAGGAACG
Messenger RNA from Penaeus indicus, 2563 nucleotides. Its product is annotated as G-protein coupled receptor moody-like. The record is from RefSeq and is a predicted model, not a curated record. Gene Ontology annotation, biological process: G protein-coupled receptor signaling pathway. The transcript has 12 exons. Gene Ontology annotation, molecular function: G protein-coupled receptor activity. Gene Ontology annotation, cellular component: membrane. NCBI's taxonomy places the organism in Eukaryota, Metazoa, Arthropoda, Malacostraca, Decapoda, Penaeidae. Bases 56 to 2383 code for a protein of 775 amino acids.